UUGUGCUCUGUGCCACCUUCAUCGACCGUCUGUCACUUUGUCGUCCGAAAACCCCUUCUGCUUUUUUUGAUCCUCGCCUUGUCCCAAGUCUGUCGUCAAUCCUUCGUGUGUCCAGCAGAGAGAUCCCAAAACAUUUCCAACUUGCUCCAUACCGUGCUCAAGUUUAAUCAAAUUCUUCGAUCCUGUCCGCUCUCUGGAUUUUGCCUCCUAACAUGACGUUCAAGACAGGGGCAACGACGACGUCAAUAACAACAACAACAACGGCCGACUCGGCGAGCUCGACCACUUUGUCAACCUCAAAACCAUCUUCAUGCUCUCCCACUCCUGCAGCAUUGCCGACUCCUUCCAAGAAUGCUCCGAAACCCAUCAAGCUGAGAGCUGCAUGUAACCAAUGCUUCUCGGCCAAGGUCCGAUGUGAUGGGAACAAGCAAGGUUGUCGUCGAUGCUUGGAGAAGAGACUGUCUUGUGUCUACAGUGAAUCUCGAGUUGGGAAAGUGGUAGGGAAGCGAAGGAAACGACCACUGCCCGAACAGAAAGGCAACGUCACUUCUCAACCUUGGAUCGUCAACGGCACAGCUUGCCCUGUGCAGUCCAUCCCGUCUCCUGCAGCCAGCCACGGGUCAGAAGACCCCCCCAAGGCUCAUCAUUGUUCUGCACCCAGUUGGUCGACAUCGUCAUCGUCGUCGACGUUCAGUGCGACGCCCGAUCAAGGUCUUAUGACCUUUGAUGAGACCACCGAAACAUUGAAUGCAAUUGAAAUGGCAAACAACCGUAGCUUCUCAAUGACCAGCGAGGUCAGCUUCUUCACAAACAACGGCCUACCGACUCCGGCCUUGAGUCCUCCACAGUUCGUGAGAUAUCUCUCCCCUGCUCAUCUGGACAAUCGACCCACAUUGAAGCAAGAACUAUCAGUACCGAUCGACCCACGCAGACUGUGUCCUCCUGGCCACUCUGCGCCUUUCAGCACCAGACAGCAUGUUGGUGGUCCAUCCUUGUUUCCCUCGGAGGACGAAGAAACCGUGUGCAUCAAGCUUUUGGCCCAUUUGAAACGACAUUCUUCAGACGAAUAUCAACCCCGAGAAACCCAACUUGAGCUAUUGAAGAAAUCAAAUGCGGCCGUGAGAAGAUUACUGCAAAGCAAGACCAUCCGUUCCGCCUACACCUGUCACCUAUUACUCUCCAACAUCCUCAACCACCUCGUUCGUCUGUGUGAACGGUUAUGCCAAAAUACAACUGAAGAGUCGAGGCAUCUCAGCUUGGAAUCACAGUUCCUUCAGGACCAAGUCCAUUUUGACACGAUUCCGGGGUUUUUUGAGAACGGAGGAGCAAUGGCCGCCGUUCCGCAAUCCGUCCAGGCACCUGAUCAAGUGACGGUGAAGUUAUUGGGUGGAGAAGUCAUGUCCUUUGCCUCCACGGUAGGUAACAUGUUGAAACGAAAACCUCUCGACGGGUUUCAGACUCUCGGUAAGCACGAGACGUUUCAUGCGGAGCUGGAGUUGAGGCUAGUGAAGGCCAUGGAUCUGCUGCAGUCAUCAUGAUGAUCAUGUGUAUGUCUGCUCGUUCUGAUAUAAUGGAUGACCUCUUUCAAAAGGACAAGGCGUAUUUGGAUCUGGAAGAGCUACCUAAGUAUUUUGACCUGAGACAAGAGGGAAUUGUUGCCUCAAACAGCGGGCUAGAUGAGCAAGCGUUGGA
Molecule: messenger RNA, 1692 nt
Organism: Exophiala oligosperma
Lineage: Eukaryota; Fungi; Ascomycota; Eurotiomycetes; Chaetothyriales; Herpotrichiellaceae
Exons: 3
Coding region: 213-1538 (441 amino acids)
Biological process (GO): regulation of DNA-templated transcription
Molecular function (GO): DNA-binding transcription factor activity, RNA polymerase II-specific; zinc ion binding
Source: RefSeq, a predicted model, not a curated record